This is a messenger RNA of Cornus florida, 1886 nucleotides long. RefSeq names its product myb family transcription factor PHL8-like. NCBI's taxonomy places the organism in Eukaryota, Viridiplantae, Streptophyta, Magnoliopsida, Cornales, Cornaceae. The record is from RefSeq and is a predicted model, not a curated record. The transcript has 6 exons. Bases 403 to 1437 code for a protein of 344 amino acids. Gene Ontology annotation, molecular function: DNA-binding transcription factor activity; DNA binding.
UUUUCUCUCCUUUUGAGACUCAAAUUGAACUGUGUUGCUUUCUCUAUUUUGCUGCAUCAGAGAUUCUCUCUACCCUCUACCCCUUUCAAGUCAAAGAAGAAAGAAAAAAAAAAUUAGGGAAAAAAAGAAAAAAAAAAAGGUUGAUAUGAAAUGUGAAAUGGGAGAAAGGAAGAGCCACAGCUCAGGGCAUAUAUUCCCCCAACACAACCCCACUUAUGUUUCCAGAUAUGGAGUGAGAACAUAGGACACCCCCAACAACUCUCAUCAAUUAUAAAGAGGGAACUAUAGGCUGCCCACAUAUUGAAGCACACAUAUACACACACACACAGCUUGAACAAAGAGGAUCAAUAUUCAAAAGCACAAGCACCAUAUUUAUAUGUUGUUUCAAUCUUCACCCUACAAAUGGAUCCUCAGAAUAUGCAAAAUCAAGACAUGGGCUUGGUCUUGUCCAGUGAUGCAAAGCCAAGGCUAAAAUGGACUCCAGAACUCCACCAGCGGUUCAUCGAUGCCGUCGCUCAUCUUGGAGGACCAGACAAGGCAACACCUAAGACCUUGAUGAGGGUCAUGGCCAUUCCUGGACUAACUUUGUACCACCUGAAGAGCCAUUUACAGAAAUUCAGGCUAGGGCAGAGGCAACAAUCAGAAACCUAUAAUGGCAAUAAGCAAGAAGAUUAUUCUGAUGAUGCAGAGUACAGAGAGAACCAUAGAAGAGAUUGUCAUUUCAAUGGGGAAAUAAUCAGUAGUGAUGGAACACAGAAUCAGAUUAAUGAAGGUUUGCAGAUUGCUCAAGCUCUUCAAAUGCAAAUGGAGGUCCAGAGAAAACUUCAUGAACAAAUGGAGGUUCAAAGACAUUUGCAGCUGAGAAUUGAAGCACAAGGAAAGUACCUAAAAUCAGUACUAAAGAAAGCACAAGAAACACUUGCUGGUUACAAUUCUGCUUCUUCAGGGGUGGAGCUUGUGAAGGCUGAGCUUUCUCAAUUAGUGUCGAUGGCCAUCACUGGUUGUCCAAGUUCGUCGGUGUUGACAGAAAUUGAAGACUCGAGCUUGAAAGAGACAGAGAGACAAUCCAUGAAAGGCACAGGUGGUUCACUUGAGAGCUCAUUGACUUCAUCUGAAAGCUCAGGAAGGAAGGAGGAGAAUCAAUCUGACAAAAGUGAGAAAAGCUCUCUUGUGCUCUCAUUAAUGGAUAUGAAUUCUAGGGACAGAAGUGGUGGUUCAAGGAAGAGAAGUGGUGGUGAUCAGCAAGAGCAAACAUAUGGUAAAAGAUCAACAACCCACAAAGAGAAAAGUGGUGGUGGUGGUGACCAAUUGAGAAAGAUCAACAGCAUAGGUUGGUUUGAUUUGAACAGCAAAUGUGUGGGUGAGUUGGGGGGUUCAGGUGCAAAAGCAAUAGACUUGAACUGCAAAGGAACAGAGCAAUUCAAUGGACAUGUUUAGUGAUUUGAGACGUUGAUGACAGCAGAUGGGAUUAAGUGAUAAUAUAUAUAUAUAUAUAUAUAUAUAUAUAUAUAGUCUAUAAUGCAAUUGGUUCUUAGAGCUAAAUAUUUUGUUUAUAAAAAACUAUGUAUAUUGUUGUGUGUAUGGACCCAAAGAACUUCUCAAAGUAUAUCCAUAUUUUAAAGGUGUAAUUAAUAUAUUGUGCAUUCUCUGUCACACACACACACACACACACAAUCACACACUGACACACAUGAGCACUCACACUCACAACUGUACUUUGAUCUUGAAAACAACAUAGUCUCUUUUAUUACCGUUUUCAUUUUGUGUUUUUGUCGGAGAUCCUAUCAGUUUAGUAAUGUUUGUUAUGUUUUGCACGUUACAAUAUCUGCUACAUAGAAAGUUCUAAUUUUUUUUUUUUUUUAAAAAAAAAAAAAAAAAAAAAACAA